Molecule: messenger RNA, 4868 nt
Organism: Rotaria sp. Silwood1
Lineage: Eukaryota; Metazoa; Rotifera; Eurotatoria; Philodinida; Philodinidae
Source: the annotation of a GenBank genome assembly
AUGUUUUCAACAAGUUUUCGUCUUACAUCUUCUUACGACAAUCAUGACAGCUUAAAUUCACAAGAAAUUAAUGAAUCAAUUUUAAAUCAUUUAUUUCUUCCUCAUGGACUAUCAUCUUCGGCAUAUGCUGAUUAUUUAAUUCAAUCCAAUCAUCAAAAUGAAUACAAAAUACUCGAAUGUAUGAAUGAAUACUGGCAAUCUUUAGAUAGAAAGAAUGAACUACCAAUCUUAUCAAUCCUUAGAACAUGUACUGAACGUUGGUCGAUUAUACAGAAUACGAAAAAUUGUUCUGUUCCACUUUUACAAUCAAUUAUACGAAAGUUAUCACCAGGUGAUUUUCUUCCUCUCUAUUUCCAUGCUCAAAAUGCUGCAAUUUUAAUUGAAAUCGAUGAAAAUCCUCUCAAUCAACCAUUGAUCUCAUCUUGGCAAGUAUUAUUACCAACAGAAACUAUAACAUCAUCACUAGAACCGCAUCUUUCUUGUUUUCCUGUUCCUACAUUUCGCUUACCUGAUCAAUCUCAGCUAUUAUCUCGUGUCCAUUGUGAAUUACUUUUGGAGUUUAUGAACAAUACAAUUGAAUAUUCAAAAUCUUACAAGGCAUCUUACACAUUCGAUGAAACUCGAGAAGUGCCCAUAUCACAUUAUGUAUGCCAAUGGUGGAUCACACACUUUCAAGACGUUCAAAUCGACAACCAAGUCAAAACAUUCGUUUCGUUUAAGAAAAAACAUCGCGAUCAAAUUCGAUAUAAGAGUUCGGCAUAUCCUUUUCGGCGUUCUGGUUUAUGGAUGACUAUGAAAGUUGUUUUUCAAAGUAUUCUAACAAAACGUUUAGGAAAGAUUGGUACUAUCGUUUAUAAAUUACUUAUUACGGAUUUUUUAACUUAUUUUAUUUCUACAAGAGAAAAACUAAUAAAUUCUCGUAUAUCGACUGAUCUUCUUGUACAUUGUCUUCGAAAGAUUGUACGACGAUUGAAUAAAAUUGAAGUUUUGUCAUCAUCGAGUGAUUUGAACGAUGUGGAUCCAUGGAUGGAAAAUAUACGAGAAGAAAUUAAACAGAAAAUUGAUCGUAUUACUCCAAAUUUCGAUAGGCAAAAAUCCAUCGAGAAAAAUCAAAAACAAAAUAUACCAAAAUUUCAAUUAAAUCCAGAUCAACAAGCAAUCUAUCAACAUUCAUGUCACAAAUUGAAAGCUUAUCUUAAUAAGAAUCAUUAUAAUACUUCAAAAAGACAAUUCUAUGAUAGUUAUGAUUAUAAUCAUUCGACAUUGACUAGUGUUGCUUAUGAAGGCGAUGAAUUGCCUCAACUUUCGGUCUUAACCAAUCACGAUGAUGAUGCUAUGGGCAUAGCGUUGACACGUAUUGAAAUUUGGGUACAAUCCUGUUUAGAACAAUGGAUCAAUCGCUCAUUACUAUCGAAAAAUGGAUACAAAUUUUUUGAAAAUUUACAAUCCUUUUACGAAGAUUAUCAACGUGCAGCUUUAGAUUUUUAUUAUUCGAACAAUCAAUCCACUGAUUCAAUUGGUUACAGUCGUUUUAUUUUAACAUCAUUGACAAUAAUACGUUUGAUGCAUAUAAAACUAUGUGAAGAUACGAGAUUCGAACGAUUAAAAGUACAUGCCAUUCGAAUUCCUCAUCUUUUGAAUCUAUUCGAAUUUUUAAUCUUACCCAAUCGAGACAAUAUGAUUCUAGCUCGAGAUUUGUAUGAUUAUUUUCUAGAAUUCAAUGAGAAACGAUAUCCCGAUCUCUUAAGUGAUAUCGAUUCACAAAGUGCUUUUGGUGUUCAUUUUGCUGAACAAUCAGUAGAAAUCAAUGAAAAUCUACAAAAGAUUCAAGAACAAAUUGAACAAGAUAAGAGAGAUAAAAUCGAAGAAAUAAACAAUGCAAAAGAAAAAUAUGAAGAACUGAUGAAAAAAGUCAAUGAUCUUAAAUGUGAAUGUGAAUCGAAUAUUUAUUAUCCAUACCAAAAAUGUGAUCGAUGUACUAUCAUAAAAGAAGCGGAUAAUAUCAAAGUGAAUAUUUACGAAUGUCCAAUACCAUCUGAACGAAGAAGUGCUUUAGCUGUUAUGUUUGAAUUACAAAUGCCGAAUGAAAUUCGAUGUUAUCGAGAUAUACUUUGGCAAUUUGUUAAUCGUCCGAAACCAAAUCCUUCGAAUAAUAUGCAUGAAUGGUUAAGAACUCGUCCGCAUCAAAGUAAACUGGGACAAUAUUUCAAAGGUUCACAUAAUUGUAAAGUAAAAUUGGUAUCUACAACUAAAUCGAUAACAGAAAGUCAUUAUUCAACUGCACGGCAAAUCAAAUCAACACCUCUAGAAGACUAUUUUUAUGAUAAUGGUCUACAAGUUCAAAUAUCUCCAACUAAAAUAAAUGAGUUUCAAGAUGAAUGUCGAACAUUAACACCAGAACUAACAGAUUCAAAUUACAAAGAUUUACAAUUUUCUAUUGAUAACACAGAAUUCACACAAAAUCGAGUCAUAGCUGAAUUAUCAAAGUGCUCACUGAAAUUAAAGUCAACAGAGUUUGUUGAAUUUGGUUCAUUUCGUUCUGGUCAUCGUUUACAAUGGUGGAAUCUUUUAAGUAUUCUUGAAUUAGAUUCAUUAUCAAUGGAUGAAGAAAGUGUUGUUAUACUCAUAACACAUGCACUUUUACAAUAUGGUCCAGUAACAAAAGAUCGAAAAUCAUUGAUUUGUUCAUGGUGUCCAGAAUCACAUCAAAAAUUAUUAGAAGAUCAUUUUGUUGACGAAUUAAUUAUGAGAUUGGAGCGUCAUUUAAAAGAUUGUGAAUGUAAUUGGCAAAAUGAAUUGAUGUUAGUAAUUAUAACAGUGAUUGUCAUGAGAGUAUUCACUAUAUGUAAUUCAACACGAAAAGAUCAAAUGACUAAUUUAGUUUUAAAAUGUCGUAAAACAGCUGAAAAAUGGAUUCAACUCAUUUCGAAAAAUAUUCAAAAUCCAUCUUUACCUGAUUCUGAUAAAAUAAAUGCAUCACGUGGCAAAAUGGUCAUGAUUGGUAUAACGUAUCUGCUGACAUAUUCAAUAUACACAGAUAGCAGUAAUAUUUUAGUAUUAACAAAUCAAGACGUUAUUUCCUUAUUGACAAUAGCAACAACUAUUCAUGACAAUAAUAUUUUAAAUAAGAAAACAAUCCAUAUGCGUGUAUUUAUGAGAAAUUUGAUGCGUUACAGUGAAUACCUUUUAUUAUCGAUUCAUCCAAUCAUAAGCAAACUCCUUGAAGAAAGUUCCUACGAAAGUUUAAAUGAAUUUUGUGCUAUUCAUUGGGCAGUAGUACGAACUAAAGGUACAAUGAAUGGUAAGUGGAAGAAAAGAAACAAAGAUAUAUAUGAUGGUUGGUAUGAUGGUGAAUAUGAAUCGAGCAAGAUAUCGAUUGAUUGUUUAAGAGGAAGAUUUUUUGUCAAUAAGAUGACAAUUGGUUUUUUACCGGAUAGAAUAACUUCGGACGAGUUAUUUCGUCGUAUAUUUGGUCAACAUAUUUUUGAAGUACAAGCAGCUGAAUCAGAAGAUAGUUAUAUUACAAAACAUGGAUAUCAUACUGAUGGAAAUGUUCACUAUGAAUUCACUUAUGAUAAUGGAUAUUAUGGAAGCCGGCAAUUGAUAGUCUAUGAACAAUACUUCGUCCGUCUCGACGAUGAGCCUUAUGUAUACAUGUUAAGAGAAAAUGAUGUUAUUCAUAUUCAUCUACCUCGAUUAGGCAUCGCUUUUCGAUACAACACACGUGACAAUAUAAUAACCUCUCGUGAAUAUUCCGAUAUGUAUAUCGAUGAAAAUCAAUGGUUCGGAACAUUGACAGGUUUGACAUCGGGUCUUAUUCUUUCACCAAUAGCAGUAAUUAAUGAAACAAAUAAACAUUAUUCAUGUCGAAAAUUAAUCGUUCCUUUUGGACAAGUUCAAGCAAUCAAGAAAUCCGAUCACAAUCAUCAAAUUGUGACUAUAGAACGAAAAUCUACAUCAACGUCAUUUCUUCAUCAAUAUUUUGUUUUUGUUUUGAAUGAUCGAUUACGUAUUCUUCAACCGACUGAUAGUCCAACAGGUUGGCUCUAUUUAGCAUUGUUACAUGCAAUGACAUCGCAUCCUUUACUCGACCAAUAUACAGGAAUGACUGGUAUGGAACGUUCUUUUCAAUUAUUGCAUUCGGCAGGCUGUUGGUCUGAUCAACCUUAUGAUUCAAUUACUCGAAAUAUUCUUCUUCAAAUUGCAACUAUUUCUCCCAAAGUAAAUUUUUAUCCAGAACAUCUCACGUUAAAAAAACUAAUUGAGACAAGUGAAGAAUGGAAUUUCGUGCAUUCAUCAUCCACCUCAGAUGAUGAAAUACAAAAACUCUUUCAAAGUAAAAAAUAUAAUGAAAAAUUAUUAGCUAAACUCUAUUGGGACUAUCGAGAUUCGUACAAUCCUACAGCUCGAUUAUCUGCACAGAUGGAAAAAGAGAUUCGUUGCGCAAACUCGACAAAUUCAUAUGAACCGAUCUGGGAAAAUUGUUAUUCACAUUCAACAAACUACAGUCCUCUUCGCCUUGUAGAUCAUUUAUAUAGUAGUGGAGAUGUAAAUUUGAAAAAUAGUGAAGAACUCAGAUGUUUUCCUUUAUCUCGAUGGCUUAAAGAUGAAUAUCAACUUAAAAAUAUUUGGAUUGGUUUGUUUAAAUUCGUCGAACAGCUCAAGACGGUCGAAAGUGAUCAUAAAAAUGAUGAUAUUGAACGAUUUGAAAUGUUACUAGAUUUUCUACAUUACAUUUCCGGUAAAUGUUCGACCAAACCAUUUUACUUGCAGAUGCUUAAAUCCAUAUUGAAAGCACCAAAUUUACCAUCGGGAUCUAUUUCAUACCCUGAAUUUACUCGAUACGAACAUAUUCAGGAAAUUACAUU